Molecule: messenger RNA, 8042 nt
Organism: Scomber scombrus (Atlantic mackerel)
Lineage: Eukaryota; Metazoa; Chordata; Actinopteri; Scombriformes; Scombridae
Gene: ccser2a
Product: coiled-coil serine-rich protein 2a
Exons: 10
Coding region: 607-3711 (1034 amino acids)
Biological process (GO): microtubule bundle formation
Cellular component (GO): microtubule cytoskeleton
Molecular function (GO): microtubule binding
Source: RefSeq, a predicted model, not a curated record
CAGCGUGAAUAAAUAGUACGCGUAUGUAGACAAACAGAGCACUUUGAGAUUAGUAUUGAAAACAGGUGACCGACAUAUGAACGCUCCGCCCAGCUGGACGCGAGAGGAGGAUGUGGGAAUGAUAAACGACUCUGGGGAAGUCAGACUGGACCGUGUGGUUGUCGCUGCGGUUAGUUUAUUUGCAAGCCUAGGAUAUUGUUUUGACGGGGUAUUUCACAGUAGCCUACUUACUUUCUUUUUAAACUCGUGCUUCGCUUUACGUACCGUCUCGCCCGCUCGGUAGUGCUCGGUAUCAUCGGUGUGCUGCUCCUUGUUGACACCGAUGACAGUGUAACUAACAUCCCAGUUAUACCAGCAGCUGCUUGUGCGAUUAUUAACUGGAAACAUUUUUACUGGAAACGGGAGUUAUUCACAACAUUUCCUGUUUAUUUUUUCAGUGAACUGCCUCUACUUUACUGCUCACUUUUACAACAUGCUGUCAUUUACAAUACAACGAACAAGUGGACUCUGUGCAGCUGACCCCUCGUUGAGGCUUACAUCUAGCUUUUGACGACAUCAUUUAGUUGUGUGUGAGUCCAUGCUCCUCCAUGCCUUUGUUGGCAUCUAAUGGAAGAUAAAGCACCCAUCAGGUCUGCCAUGGUAUCGAGACUGCCUAAGUUUGGAGGACGCUCCUCAGGUGGUGGCACUGGGCCCUUGACCAAUGGUUCCACACAGCCAACCACCCCUUCCCAGGAUGGCAAGACAACUCCUCCAGGAACACGCCCAAACGGUGUGAUCAGGGCCAAUCCUUUUUCCCUGAAAUGUAGAAAAGAUGAAGGAACGACCCCCUCAAGCCCCACCACCCCCACCAGCCCUGGGGAUGGUGAAGACAAGGCUCAGACACAGCUUCCCUCUUUGGCAAAGGAGUUGAAGAUCGCCUCUCCAGGGACACCAAAGAUGCGGAAGUCCGGUUCUUUGAUGGUAGCUGUCUCCAGCCCCAAGGCAAUCCCCAAACAAUCCACAAAGAUGAGUCCCAAAGUAGGAACUAAGCUAGGGCAAACCCCACUUAAUGGAGGACCUAAAGUGAACCAUAAUGGAUAUAGUGUUUCUGUGCGAACAGGGUCAGAGUCCCGCCUUGUGCGGCCAAGAUUAGGCUCCAGCUCUCCCAGAAGCAGCUCUCAAGACAGCCUGUCCCAGCCUAGUGACAGCAUGAAAACUUUGGCGCUGGACAACAUGGUGCGUUCUAACAGCUUCACUCACUUCAAGCAGAUCCCCUCUCCGACCAGCCAGCCUAUGAUACGGUCCUUCUCCUUUAAUCGGGCCGUGGAGCUGGCCAAGCCUCUGGCCAACACCCAACUCCGACCUCCUCGGAGUAGUUUCCUCAAACCUCCUCAGCUUAGCAAUGGACGAGUGGGUUUAGGACUAGGAAGUCUAAAUGGCAACUAUGGAAGUACAGGAAGUCUAGGUGGAGGGAUUGGAGGUCUUCAGCACUGCAAACACCCUCUAGCUGCCUCCUCUUUGCCCACCCCCUCAAUUUCUCCAGCACCCACUACUCCCAAUACUCUGAGGAAGCCACUGCUCCCUAGUUGUGUGCUGACCAAGUCAUUGGGAAAUAGUGGGGGCUCUUUGGGCUACAGGCUGGCUAGAUCUGUGCAGGCCAAGCAGCAAAAGCCUCUUUUUCCAGGUCGGGUGAAAGGUGAUAUAAGACCUUCAACUGCCCCUGAAAGUGGAGGGGUUUUAGGGAUAGCCAUACAAAUUGGGUCAACUGGUGAGUCUGAAAAAGCAGGCUGUGACAGUGAUGGAAGCUCUGGGGAUGGAGGAGGAAAAGGAGGAGGAAAUAAUGUGCUUAAGCAGAGUUCUGGCCAGGCAGCAGGCGAGACUCUGGAGGACAUGUCCUUAUCCUCUGCCUCGUCUCUAGACAGAGUCGACACCAGUGAAGAGUUUCUAGAUGACUUUGACAGUGUGGGAGAUGUGUUCAGUGAUGGGGACCUGCCUGACAACAGGUCAACUGGCAUCACUACUCAAACCCGCCUACACAGCUUUCUUAAUGAGAACAUUGACUGGGUCACUGUGGAUCUGGCAGGACAAAAAGAAGAAAGCCCUAUGCAGGACUCCCAGGGAUCGCUGGUGUCUCCAGAGCGGGUUGAUGUCUGCCAGGCAUCAUCUGUGGAGCUGUCGCCCUCUAACAGCUCUGGUGGGACCUACAUGUGGGAUGAAGAUGGUCUCGAGCCCCUUGGGGGACCCGGGACACAUCCAUGUGAUAGCUAUGAUGACUCAGCGCUCAACAGCAUGGACAUCCUGAACAACCUGGACCCUCCGGGCACUGGAGAGUUGGAUGAUGAUGACCUUAUGCUGGAUGUGGACCUCCCAGAGGAUGGCUUGCAUGAUAUUGACAGGAUGUCCCACAUUGAGCGUUCGGAGAGGGCUGGUCGGCAGGGACAGCGGCGUAAGCACCAUCGUUGGAGCGGACCAGACCACUUCCACAAUGAUAGCAGGGGCCAUUUCUUCCAGCACUAUGAUGGUCUCAAGGCCUCAAGGAUGUCUUCACGGCCCAAUCCCCCUGAAGGCAGGCAGCAAGGCUAUACAGCAAUGCUGGAUGAACUCACACUCGAACAUAUGACCCAGGACUGCAGCUCGCUCAAGAACCAGCUGCUCAGGCUCAAAACUUUACUUCAGUUUGAGGAUACAGACUCUCCAGCAGAUGUUCCUGAGGAGAUUGAAGACAACACCACUGCAUCACAGUUGGAGGAGCUUAUUAAGGAAGUGCGGGGGCUCAGAGAAGAACUGAGGACGCGAGACAAGACCAUUGCCCAGCUCACAUUACAGUGUCAACAGCUACAACAACAGCAAAUGCCUGCUCAUGGACGGCAGGGCAGGUGUCAGUGCCACCACCAGAGGGCUCCCUCUUCAUUACGACAGACCGAUAAACAGAUGGACAGACGGAUGCAGCACUAUGACAAGGCCACCCAGACAUACUGGAGACCGCUCAGCCAUCCUCCUCAAAUACUACAGCCUUUCAACCCCUGCCUCAACGAGCCCCUCCACCAGGGAAGACUAGUAAAAACUCCCCCCACCGAGGGCCACAGUGACCUCACAGGGAAUAGUACAGAAGGAGGAGCCCAUACAGAUGCUGACUGUUGUGUCGAAGGCCGCAUGGUAAAUGUGUCUGGCCCAGCAGACCCCAACAAGCUGAGUUAUCUCCUCAGCACCCACCUGCACCGCCCGAGCUCCGGGACUCCACAGGGGGUAACUGCCAGAGACAGUCCAGUGGCAGCAGCUCAGCCUGCAGCACAGCUGGAGUGGAGAGCCCCCGCUGUAAUACUGCAGAACUCUGUCUCUCCUAGAUUUGCUGGAUCGACUGGCCCUCGCAUGCUGCAGCCUCCUCGCUUUCACAAGACUGUGUCGCUUCCUGCACUCAAGCCGGGGGGCACAAGUGGCUUUGCCUCUCUGAAAGCAGGAUGUUCCUCAGGGCCUGUGGUUAACCGGACCAAGCAGCUGCCUCCUCCAUCUAGAGGCCUUCCCUGCUUUAACGCCGGACCCCAGGUGCAGAUUCCAAGUCUUUGUCGCACUUCGCUGCUUCAGCCCCGCAGAGUAUCACAGCCUUUCAGGGAUCCACGGUACACCAGCUCGAGCCUGGAGGAGCCCAACCAGGGCAAGCUCAAAGACCCUGGGUCAACAAAGAUCCUGAUCCCUUUGAGUCGCUCAUGCCUCCCCAAGCCAAAGAUUCCCUGAGGAGCUUAAACCUACUCAUCUAAACUUGCAACUGGAAUCACUCUGACUUUGAUAUUCAUCCUCUUCUCCCCCCAGCCAUAAUAAUAGUGUGAUUGUUUUAGUUUUUGAGUGUCAGAGGGACAUACUCUGAGCUCAUGAAACCCACAUGGACCAUUUGGGGACUGUCUGUGUCUGCAAAAUUGAUAUUAUGCUGCUGUAUUGUUUUUAAAUUAGCUUCCACAACUCCAGCCUGAUUAAUAUUCAUAAUAUAGUAUGUAGCAAGAUCCUAUUUUCACAACAAUCCACAGUGGUAUAUAAAUCCACAGUCCCUCAAAAUGGCCUCUAUAAAAAAAAAAAGAAAAAAGAUGAUGUCCAGUUUUAAUAGCUUUGCACAUACAGACGAAUGCUACUGAUGCAAAAAUAAGAGUUACCAUUCAGAGAAGUCAGCCUUUUCUUUUUUUGUAAUGCCCACUGGCUAUUAACACAUUUCAAAGUGUGAGUUCACUUGUCUUCACACAGCGGUGACCUCUUACACACAGGUGCAUUUGGCUUUCAACGUAGAGGUGGCAUGCAUGUGACCCUGUGUAAUAGUUGGCCCAGGGAAAGACCGAGGUAAAAACAAGACAUGGGAAAGAAACAGAGAAAUACUUAAAUAACGAGAAGUGGAGUGGGGACUGGAAACUGAAAAGCAAAUUCGUUAAAUCUCUGGAGCUGUCACUUCCAAUGAAUGUGAAUGAAAAUAUAGUAUGUGCUUGUGUAAAUGUGUGAGAGAAAUGAGAAUACAUAGAGGUGAAAGACCAAGACAACAGCAGCUUCACAUUGUAGGUGCAUACAUGUUUAUGGUUCAGAGGUUUGGAGAUUCACUCUCCAAAACCUGCACAUACUAGCAAAAAGGGUCACAGAAUUUUAUGUAAAAGCAACUAAUAAAGACCUGUAAAAAAAAAAAAAAGAAAAAAAAAGGACAUUCUGCUGGGGGUAGAGAGAACAUUAGGAUAAACAGUAAACAAGUGAGGAAUCAGCUUUCAUAAUGUAGCAGAAAAGAGUAGUGUAAAAAAGCUCUUACACACUGAAGUGUGCUCAUGUACAAUGUAGGCUCACUCGCAGCCGUGCGCAAACACGUGAAGUACUCUGACACUGUGAAAAAUAUCUCUUAUUUCAGGGUCAUUUUCUGCAUUAUCUAAAUUGACAACAGUGAACAGUAACAGGAAAUUGGCGAGAAGAAGCAUGCAACAGAGCUAAUUUAAAAUCUUACUGAGUCAUAUUAUCUGUUUUUAUAAGACAAAUGUCUGCUGGUAAAGAGAGAAAUGACACUUAUUCCCAGUGCAAACACCUUGGUUGCAAAAAUGCAAAAUGAUCUGCCUCAUUUAAAGAUGUUGUGAUUUGAUGUAAGACAAUUCAACAACUCAAACUCAGGUUGAGAAAAGUGACACUUGAUUUAGGAACAAAGAAUUUGGGAGUCAAUUAAAUCACUUGUUAGGGACAUUUUUUUACAUUACACACUGACUUCCUUGAACUAUCUCCGUCAGUGACCCUCACAUGAAAACAUCAGCUAACAGGGAUUCAUUAUACGUGUGAAGCUGCUGCCGGGUGUGCGUGUAUGUGUGUUUGAGAGUCUAAGCUGUUAUCGUUUUUUUUCCCCCUGCUGUCUCUCUCUUUAUUCCUUUCGCUCUCUUGCACAUCUCUUUGGGAACAUCAAAGGUAUUAGCACAGUAUUUUCAGGUAGGAAGCCUUCAGGGCUUUAGUGGUGUUUCUGUGGGAGUUUUGGAAAAUUGUGUUUAUCUCUCCUUUGCGGAGCCCUUUUGCAGUGAAACACUCCCGAAAUGUCCCCAAAACGGAGAGCAGCAGUGUGUUAAAAAGGCCUUCUGACAGCAACUCUGCUCUCUUCUCUGUCACGCCGCGUGACCACUUGGUGUACGCCUCUGGCUCUGUCUGGUCUACUGCGUCCAAUAAUGCACCCUACAUAGACAGAGUGAGACAGAGAGAGACACACACACACACACACACAUACACAUUCACAUCCGGAUACAGAAGUUACAUUGAUACACAUAUAGGCGCUCUGACACAAAACUCAGAGGGAACUCACACACACACACAUCAGUUCACACUUCCAAGCAGCCACAUCAACAUAUAUACUUUGAAUUUUUAAACAAAAUACAUACAAGUGUGUUUUGUUUUGUUUUGUUCUGUUGGACUUUGCUUUCGCAAAGAAACUCUCCAAGUUCACAUUGAUCCAUCUAUCCGCUUAAGCCAAAAGGAACACACAAAAAAGCCAUCUCUAGAUUACUUUGGAAAUGAGUAGAGGCUUGUAUGUGUGUUUGUGUGCGUGUGAAUAUGGAUCCAUGCGGCUGAUAAAAAAUGUUUACCUGUUGGCUAGUGCCAAACCGGCCGAGCAGUCAGCGUGGUUCUGUGAAGCCAAGAAAAAUCCAUUUCUUUUAAUGAAAACAGAAAUAGGGGCAGCAAGAUAUAUAUACGGCAGAUGAGAAAGAUGCACAGUGAGAGAUAAUAAGGCAGAGCAGAAUGAUAGAGCAAAAAAAGGAGAUGUAGUGAUGAAAUGUUCGGGAGGCGAUAUGAUCAAGAUGGGCUGUGUGGUCUGAGAAUGUUUGUCUAUAAAAUGUCGCCAAGGAGUGUAGAAGAGAGGAGUGGGAGACAGAAUACGUAGCAUGUUUGUGUGCACUGUGGUCCAGAGAGUAGCCCGAUCCCCUCAGCUGUGUCACUCACAGCUUAGUAAUGCCAAACAGGAAAUCAAUGUUGUCUGCCGUGUGUGUGUGUGUGUGUGUGUGCGUGUCUCCAGACACCUCUGGUUGCCAGUGUUUCUCUUUUGGAAGAGUGUGUGUGCGUGUGUGUGAGAGAGAGGGAGAAGGAGAUGUGUCUGCCCACAGCCCAAAGCAAACUCAUGCCAGGGAAAGCAGGGCAGGGCCAUCUUUCUCUCCCUGUGCUGUAUUCCCUAUCUCCAAAUCAAUGUGCUUGCUUAGUUUAGCAGUCAAGCCAAUCAGUCUCGCUAGCCAUGCCAUAACAGAACUACAAGUGGGCUGCAGCAAGUUGGAUCAAUUCUAAUGCGUGAUGUUAUUUCACUUUGAGGACUCACAAUUGUUUUAAGCUGCAUUGCACAACAGUUAAAGUUACCAAAGGGGGCCAGGUUGUUCUGUAUUAUUAUUCUGAAUGGCACAGUCUGCAUUUCAGCACCCAGUACACAUUAUAUACAGAAUAAUGUACUUAUUUGUCAGGUGGAUAGAAACACAACUCCACAUGAAUGCUAAAGUUGUUCAGUAUCUGCUGGAUAGGCAUGGGAAACUGUUUACUAACACGUACGCCAUAUCAAAUUUAUGAGGUGAUGUCAGUGUUGUGUUUACAGUUUGUUUUCGUUGCCCCCGGGUGGCCAUAAAAUCUAUUAUUGCAGGUUUAAAACCAUCAUCUGGAGGUUUCUCAGGCAACCCGAUGAUGGUUUUUAAAAUAAAAAUUGAAAGCUUGAAACUGUAAAUAUACAGCUGCCUUUUUUGGGGGGGUGGGCAGGCAACUCUACUCCACUCCUGUUACUAACUUGUGUUUAAGUGUAUCAUACAGUCUUAUUGGUUUACUUUUUCCACUAGUUUCACAUCCACUACAGUGUUACAGGUGUCGUUUUCAUCAUAGCUUUAAUGCUUUAAAUUCACCUAGAAGUUGAAAGUGUUAGCAGAUAAAGCACAUAUUGUACUGUAAUUGUCCAUAAUUUCCUCCCACAAUAUGCAAGGUCACUGUAUUUAUAACUUUUCUCAGCUGUUAAGCAUUGUCUCCAGUGCACUGUGCAAUACUGUUUGAAGCAACAAGAUGAGGGAACGCUACAAUAUACUUUUAGCAAACUUUUAUGCAAAUCUGAAACAAACUACUAAAAAAAAAAAAAAAUCUAAUCUGAUGCACUUUAAAUGAUGUUAAUUGUUGGUAUUGAAUGAAUGUUAAACUGAAUUUAGAGGUAACUUAGAAUUCAUUUUUACAGUAUAAAUUUUGAUUUAUUCUUUCUUCUUUCCCAAUGUGUCUCUGUUUGCAAAGGUAAUCAUAUUUUUCUAGGAAGUCAUGUGAGACAGCAAUAAAGGUUGCCCCAAAAAUUUGACUAGUGUGUUUCAGCAAAUCCUUAUGUUCGACAUGAUCAAUUAGAGGACAUAAGUAGUUACUUUGGUCCUAUGGUUGGAGGUACUAGCAUGACAGUCAAUGCUGAUGAUCUGGAUCACGGACCCUCACCAAUGCUCACAAACACAUGCAGUAUACACAAAGCUGCUGAUCUCAGUUAAAGAUAUACAGUAAGAGAGACCUCAUGAGUUUGUUUCCCUUGUUUUCACUGGUUGCAUUUCUGUGGAAAUAAAGUAUGAUUGUGAAACAUU